UGCAUUAUCUGUGUGGGCCUGUGUGAAGAGCAUUGGGCAGGAUAAUGCGGGCCCAUUCUUUCCUGGCUCCUCGGUGCACCCAGUAGCACCCACAGCUUCUUUUGGUCUCCAGUUUCAACAUGUGCAGCAGGGUGCUAAUAGUGGCCCUGCCUGUGCUCUCCCUGCUGAUUAGUUCAAUGCAAGGGAAGCCACUGGAGAGUCCAGGCCAGGUAUUGGCAGGGAGAGAUGCGCACCACUUGCUAGGGAAACCUGGAGGAGAUACAGAAGAAGGUACUUUUGACCUCAGGAUGUUCCUGGAGAACAUAAAAGUGGAUUUUCUUCGCAGUCUCAACCUGAGUGGAGUCCCUGCCCAGGAUAAAACCCAAGCGGAGCUGCCACAGUAUAUGAUUGACCUCUACAAUAGAUAUACCACCGACAAGUCAUCCACCCCUGCCUCCAACAUCGUGCGCAGCUUCAGUCUGGAAGAUGCCAUCUCUGUAUCCACCACUGAAGGCUUCCCCUUCCAGAAACACAUCUUGAUUUUCAACAUCUCCAUUCCCAGGCACGAGCAGAUCACCAGGGCAGAGCUUCGACUCUACAUCUCCUGUCAAAACCACGUAGACUCUUCUCCUGAGCUGAAGGGAAACAUGGCUAUUUAUGAUGUUUUGGAUAGAGCAGAUGCUUGGGAUGCUUCUGAAGUAACUAAGUCCUUCCUGGUGUCCCAGAGCAUUCAUCAUGAAGGCUGGGAGACCUUUGAAGUCUCCAGUGCUGUAAGACGGUGGGUCAGGGCAGAUUCCACCAAGAGCAGAAAUACACUGGAAGUGACCUUGGAGAAGUACAAGAAAGGCUGUGACAAGCUGGAUAUCAGCGUCCCCCCAGGAACCAAAAACCUGCCCUUUUUUGUCAUCUUCUCCAAUGAUCGCAGCAAUGGGACAAAAGAGACCAGAUUAGAGCUCAGGGAGAUGAUUGGCCAUGAGCAGGAGAGUGUGCUCAAGGGCCCAUCCAAGAACAAUCUGGUGAAAGCAGAAGGUCAUACAGUCUCAGGGUUAUCCCUAGUCAGAAGGAAGAGGAGUGUAGGGGCCAGCAACCACUGUCAAAAAACCUCCCUGCGGGUGAAUUUCGAGGACAUAGGCUGGGAUAGCUGGAUCAUUGCACCCAAGGAAUAUGAUGCCUAUGAGUGUAAAGGUGGAUGCUUCUUCCCCCUGGCUGAUGAUGUGACGCCAACAAAGCAUGCCAUUGUGCAGACCCUAGUGCAUCUCAAGUUCCCAAUGAAGGUGGGCAAAGCCUGUUGUGUUCCCACCAAACUGAGCCCCAUCUCCAUUCUCUACAAGGAUGACAUGGGUGUUCCUACCCUCAAGUAUCACUAUGAAGGGAUGAGUGUGGCAGAAUGUGGGUGCAGGUAAUUUCAGAUCAUGGGGCAGGGGAGGCUUUGUUGGGGUGUCUUGGGAAGAAUUCUGUGUUCCUCUUGGGCAUGACAAUGUCAAUGUUUAUCUGUUUGAAAGACUGGGAAAUGGAAGGGACUCACCAUGUCUUUAUGGUAAAGGUUUGUUCUUCCCACAGUUCAUCCCAAGCACACAAAGGAAGAA
This is a messenger RNA of Suncus etruscus (white-toothed pygmy shrew), 1565 nucleotides long. It is a transcript of the gene GDF2, whose product is annotated as growth differentiation factor 2. Gene Ontology annotation, cellular component: extracellular region. NCBI's taxonomy places the organism in Eukaryota, Metazoa, Chordata, Mammalia, Eulipotyphla, Soricidae. The coding region runs from base 120 to 1382 and encodes 420 amino acids. The transcript has 2 exons. The record is from RefSeq and is a predicted model, not a curated record. Gene Ontology annotation, molecular function: cytokine activity; growth factor activity. Gene Ontology annotation, biological process: BMP signaling pathway; SMAD protein signal transduction.